Molecule: messenger RNA, 921 nt
Organism: Thlaspi arvense
Lineage: Eukaryota; Viridiplantae; Streptophyta; Magnoliopsida; Brassicales; Brassicaceae
Source: the annotation of a GenBank genome assembly
AUGUCAACAAUUGUUGCAACGACCAACUACGAUCGCAUGAAAGAAGUGAAGGAGUUCGACGACUCCAAACUCGGCGCCAAGGGUCUCUCUGAUUCCGGCAUCACCACCAUCCCCAAACUCUCCCGAGCUUCGGCCAAAUAUCGUCAAGCUAAUCCACCAAGCUGCGGCAACAUGGGGCUUUUUCCAGGUGAGGUCCAAGCACUACGUCCGGCAGGAGCAUCAGGGUGUCGCAUAUACCAGCAACAACGACCUAUUUCGAUCCAAGGCGGCAAGCUGGCACGACUACGUGCAAGUUUGGAUGUCCCGGAACCGGUGGACACGGAGCAGAUCCCAGCAGCGUGCAGGGAGGAGCUGCUGGCAUGGGACGGGCACGCCACGGCGGUGGCACAGACGGUAGCAGAGCUGCUGGCGGAGGGGCUGGGACUCCCAGCGAGGCGGCUGAUAUCGGAGGGGCUGCUGAUUUCGAGGCUCAUUGCCGGCGUCUACUAUCCGUACUGCCCCCAGCCGGAACUGACGCUGGGGCUCAACCACCACACCGAUCCAGGGAUGUUAACGGUGUUGUUGGAGAAUAAAGUGGCCGGGUUACAGGUGAAGCAUGGUGGAGAGUGGGUGGAUGUUAAGCCGGUGCCUGGGUCACUCAUUAUCAACAUUGGCGAUUCCCUCCAGAUAAUAUCUAAUGGGGAGUACAGAAGCGUAGAGCACCGGGUGCUAGCAAACUCCCUCAAGAAACCUCGAAUCUCGGUCGUGGAAUUCUUCAACGUGGAUAAACGGGAUGAGUCUGGUUUACUUGGACCUUUGCCGGAGUUAAUUAAGCCGGAGAAACCGGCCGUCUAUCGGAGCUGCACAUUUAAAGAGUUGCACGAGAAUUUCUACAGCAAGGGCCUGGACAGCAAGUCUAUGCCUGACAAACUCAUGCUCUAA